UUCCCGCCGCCGCUCGGCUCUCUCCGGCCUGUCCCUCAGCGCCGCCGCUGCCAUGGCCGGUGGUCGCCGCUCGCCGCCCGCUCCGUGCUGCCCGGGCCGGGCGGCGGUGCCCGCUCCGUGCUGCCAGGGCCGCGUGGCCGUGCCCAGCGUGCACCAGAGCCUGUCCGAGAUGGACUUCGAGCGGGGGAUCUGGGCGGCGGCGCGGGACGGGGACGAGGCGCGGGUGCUGCAGCUGCUGGAGCGGCGAGGGGACCCCGCGGAGCCCGACCUGGCGGGGUACACGGCCCUGCACUACGCCAGCCGGAACGGGCACCUGGCCGUGUGCCGGCUGCUGCUGGAGCGCGGCGCCCCGUGCGAUGCCCGCACCCCCGGCGGUGCCACCCCGCUGCACCGCGCCUGCUUCUGCGGGCACCGCGCCGUCACCGAGCUGCUGCUGGCACACGGAGCCGACCCCGCGGCCGCCGACGGCGACGGCAGAACCGCCCUGCACAAGGCCGCCGAGCAGGGGCACCGCGAGCUCUGUGCCCUCCUCCUGUGCCGGCAGCCGGCCCUCGCUGCCCUCCGCGAUGCCAGGGGCCGCAGCCCGCGGGACGGGGCGCACCCGGCCGUGCGGGACCUGCUGGACGCCUGAGGGGACGCGGAGGCCACGGCGGGGCCCGGUCGCUGCCGCGGGCCCGGUGCCCGUCCCGGUACCGCCGCUCCUACUUCCGUGUUCCGCCAACACGCCCCACCCACUGCCCGCCCUCCCAGCCAAUCACAUCCCACCUUUUCCCUGUAGUUCCGCCUCCCUUCCCUCGCAGCCAAUCACGACCCGCGGUGCCUUUAGGGGGCGGGGUUUGGCGCGGUAAACGCCCCCCCGGCGGUGGGGGGGGGGGAUUUAAAGGCGCCGCGUCCUUUUUAAAGCGGUUCCGGUAACCGGGACCCUUCCCCGGUAACCGGGACCCCCCCCCACGCGCGGCACCGAGCACAGCCACGUACAGAUAUAGAAUUUUUAUUAACCCAUCUGGCAAAAAAAAAAAAAAAAAAGAAAAAAACCAAACAAAAAAAACCCCGUGAAAUAAAAAUUCCACGGUCGGUUUCACAACCGGGGCGUGGGGGGAGGGGCAGAACCGGGAGGGGGAGGCCCGGCCCCCCCCGCCCCUCCCCCCAUCCCCCCCGCGACCCGAGCGCCCCAAAAAAUACAAAUCAAACCUGAACAAUAAAUAGGAAUUCCCCAGGGGGGGAGGAAAAGGAGGGGUUUGCAUAGAGGAAGAUUUAAUAAAAAAGGUUUUUUUGUUGUUGUUUUUU
This is a messenger RNA of Vidua chalybeata, 1287 nucleotides long. It is a transcript of the gene ANKRD39, whose product is annotated as ankyrin repeat domain 39. Gene Ontology annotation, molecular function: protein binding. The record is from RefSeq and is a predicted model, not a curated record. Bases 53 to 631 code for a protein of 192 amino acids. Lineage: Eukaryota; Metazoa; Chordata; Aves; Passeriformes; Viduidae. The transcript is spliced from 4 exons.